This is a messenger RNA of Lampris incognitus (smalleye Pacific opah), 1567 nucleotides long. It is a transcript of the gene atp23, whose product is annotated as ATP23 metallopeptidase and ATP synthase assembly factor homolog. Gene Ontology annotation, biological process: mitochondrial protein processing; mitochondrial proton-transporting ATP synthase complex assembly. The coding region runs from base 85 to 786 and encodes 233 amino acids. The transcript has 6 exons. Gene Ontology annotation, cellular component: extrinsic component of mitochondrial inner membrane. The record is from RefSeq and is a predicted model, not a curated record. Lineage: Eukaryota; Metazoa; Chordata; Actinopteri; Lampriformes; Lampridae. Gene Ontology annotation, molecular function: metalloendopeptidase activity.
ACGACCUCUCUCGCUAAGCUAACGUUGGUUUGACAUAGAGACUCAUGCGACAACUGCUCGCUCACUGACAAAAGACUUAACGAAAUGGACCAGACUAAACAAGAAGAGGAAUAUGGUUACGAUUUAUUCCCGGACAGGAAUACGAGAAAGUUUAGCCAAGGGCCCCUUUCAAAAAGCCUGUUCACUUUGAGUCACAAGUGUCAGGUCAUGCUGCAGUUUGCAAUAGAAACUAGUCCAUAUGCAAAACUGCUCCUCAGCGCCAUGGAAAAUUCAGGAUGUGCAGUGUUAAAAGACCGACAUUUUUCCUGUGAAGAUUGUGAUGGAACGGUCAGCGGCGGCUUUGACGCGUCCUCAUCCCAAAUUGUAUUAUGUCAGAACAACAUUCAACAACAGUCCCAUAUGAACAGAGUGGUGACUCACGAGCUUAUCCACGCCUUCGACCACUGCCGGGCGAACGUUGACUGGUUCAACAAUUUCAGACAUUUGGCUUGUUCAGAGAUUCGAGCAGCCAACCUCAGCGGAGACUGCACCUUUACCAAUGAAGCGGCCAGAUUUAACUUUGGCUUGAAGAAACAUCACCAGGAGUGUGUCCGAAGUCGAGCCUUGCGCUCCAUCCUCGCUGUGAGGAAGAUCAGCAGAGAAGAGGCGGAGAAAAUCGUGGACGAGGUCUUCGACACCUGCUUCAACGACCACGCGCCCUUCGGCCGCAUUCCGCACGGCAAGAAAGACGCCAGGUUUGCGUACAGGGAUUACCAGAACAGAGACAGAUACUACGCAAACCUUUAGCAGCCACUCGUUUCAAGACCGUCUCAAUCAAGGGUGCUUUUUUCUUUUCGUUUUUGUUUUUUUUUCUUUUUUCUUUCUUCUUCCAAAUGACACGAGCUUGGCAACAUGAGAGCCAAGGUUAGCGCGGUGUCCUCAGCAGAAUGAAUGUGUGUCCAAAGGGAAUUUUCAGUGAAUGACUCGUCUUAUGAAAAGCCAUACGCUUUGGUAAAGCCACGCAAGGGCGCAGUGAACGCCACGUUAGAAUGUGUAACUUAUGGACAUGUGGACAUUAAUUCAGUGUAAAGGACACGUUGGGGUAUCAUCAGUCUGUGGAAAUUAUUAGCAGAUGCCCCCCGGUCUUUUUGUCAGUUUUUCUGUAAUAAUCAGUGGGUGCUUUUCAGAAAUGCAAGCCGCUGUAUUUCUGCCGGGUUUGAUACUGUAUGUUGUUUCACGGCAGGUUGGAAAGCGUCUCUGUAAGAAACCACAUCGACCACGUUGACCUCCAGCUAUAUUGACAACAGUGUGUUCCUUGCAAAUGCAGCCGGCAAGGCUUGAUUUGAACAGAACCAACUCAUGUUUGAAUUCAAGUUUCAAAUCUAGAAAAAAAAUGUGAUUCUUUUACACAAUACAUUUCAAUCCCAUUUUAAAAACGUGGCCGCCUCUUGGCGUCUUUACUGUUCUCUGUUCAGAAGUGUUACUCUCUAUCCUCAACAAGGUCAGUUCUGAGGACAAGAGGGACAUGUCAUAUAUCAUCACAGCUUAUUUAAAAAAAAAAAAAAGUUUUCUCUUGAAUAUCCAUUAU